UUUUAAAGAUAUAACAUCUAUCUAUUUAUCUGUUCUAUCUCUUUACCUAUCCUAACCAACUCAUACCAAACUAUCUCCAUUACUUUUCUGUUGUAUCUGGCUCUGAAAACCGCUCUCUCUCUCUAUCCAAACCAAACAGUCUCAACUGUCCGGAGAUUCAAAACUUACCAAUUGGUCUUUGUUCACUGUACUGCCUGAGAAUUCUGUAGUUUUGCCUUCCCAUGUGAUUGUCAGCAUCACUAUUAUCUCGUGAUUAGGCGCUAAGGAUAUUUAUACCGGCGUGUAAGCAUUUUAGUGUAGUGAUAGAAAGGGAAUGAAGCAAAAUCUAUAACUGAAGUCAAGUAAGAAGAAGAGAGAAAGAAAGAAUUGUAGAGAUGAAGAUACAGUGUGAUGUGUGUGAGAAGGCAGAAGCAGUGGUGUUAUGUUGUGCGGAUGAGGCAGCGCUAUGUUAUAACUGCGACGAAAAGGUACACGCUGCUAAUAAACUCGCGAGCAAACAUCAGCGGAUACCGCUACUUCAUAAUAAUCAUAACCGCAAUCAACCUUCUUGUGAUAUCUGCCAGGAAAAAGCUGGGUAUUUCUUCUGCUUAGAAGAUAGAGCAUUACUCUGCAGAAACUGUGAUGUUUCUAUCCAUUCUUCCACUCAGUCAUCUCACCAGAGAUUCCUUCUAACUGGUGUAAAACUCAAUGAUUUCCAGCAGCAGCAACAACAAAUCACGGACUCCAAACCCUCAAGCUUAUCUUAUUUAAAUUCCUCAAUGACGCCAAGUAAUGCAAAUGGUUCUUCAUCCCUCAACAUUUCUUCUACAACUACAGAUAUGAAUAACAACAACAGUACCUUCUCGGAUAUGAAUAACAACAGUACCUUCUCAAGUGACCCGCACUUUUCUGAUUGGCCAUCGGAUGAGAUUUUCACCAACAGUACCAAUUUAGACCAGAAUUAUGAAUUCUCGCCUUCUGAAUUUGAAUCUUCUACCAUAAGCAGCAGCUAGUGAAAUUUCAAUCAAAAUUCAUUCUUUUUGAACUUACUGAACAGGAGAACACAAGAGCCUGAGAAUUCGUUAGGUGGUCUAAGAGCUCCAAACAUUUCUUUAUUUUGCUUUUAUUUUUAGCAUGUACCCCUUCCAUGUAGUGUUUUUCACUAUCCUUUGUUAUUCAUGUUGUAUUUAAAUCUGAGAUUCUUCAAUAGAAAUCUCUUUGCUUUGAAGAUGCUGUAUGUAAACUUGGUUAAUGUUGAUUCACUAUUUUUACUAA
This is a messenger RNA of Papaver somniferum (opium poppy), 1254 nucleotides long. RefSeq names its product B-box zinc finger protein 23-like. The transcript has 2 exons. Gene Ontology annotation, biological process: regulation of DNA-templated transcription; photomorphogenesis. Gene Ontology annotation, cellular component: nucleus. Bases 375 to 992 code for a protein of 205 amino acids. The record is from RefSeq and is a predicted model, not a curated record. NCBI's taxonomy places the organism in Eukaryota, Viridiplantae, Streptophyta, Magnoliopsida, Ranunculales, Papaveraceae. Gene Ontology annotation, molecular function: zinc ion binding.